Protopolystoma xenopodis is the source of this 360-nucleotide messenger RNA. Lineage: Eukaryota; Metazoa; Platyhelminthes; Monogenea; Polystomatidea; Polystomatidae. The record is from the annotation of a GenBank genome assembly.
CCACUACCGCCGUUCCCGUCCCCACCACCAUCAUCACCUACCACUAACUUGGCUUCUGCCAGCCGUGAAGCGACUCAACUUCUAGCUACCCCCACUUCAGAACAGCCGCUCAGGCCAGUCGGAGUCAGCCAGAAUGCAGCGGAUGAGUCUUCUGAAUGUGCAUUAACAACCCCGGAGACUGGCGGAGUCUCUUCCUUACUUUCAGGAAUCGGUGCGUCACUGAAGGAGAAACUACGCGAUAUUAAAUUGAGGAACGUCCCGCUGAUAUCUGAUCCUUCCCCAGCCGUCAUUGCAGCCAACGCCAUCAACGAAGAAGAUUCUUCCCAUGUUUCGAAUAACGUCGAAGGUGAAAACAUUUAA